CUUCAUGCCGUCGUCACGGUCGCAAGCCCCGCCCCCAGUCUCUAUGCUGUCCCCGCCUUCGCUUAGCUUCUCUGUGUCACGCCCCGCUGGUUGCCAUAGUAACAGCGGCUCACCUCCCCCCUCCCCCUCUCAUGCGGCGCUGCUGUCCGCUAAUAUUUGUAAACAGCCCCGGGGACCCCCCGCCCCAAAACGCCUCCCCCCACCCAGCGGAGCCACCCCCAUCCAAGAUGGCGGCGGGUGGGAGCGGCGGUCUGUCGUUCCCCGGGGUGGUGGGUAACAGCGCCCCCAGCAACCGCAGCGGAUCCUCGGCCUCCUCGUACAACUACAGCGGCGGGGCCUCGGCCUCCUCCCCCGGGAACCAGGCGGCGAUCUCCCCACCGGCGGCCCCUCCCCCGCCCUCGGCCGCCGCAGGCCUCCUCCACCGGGAGCCCGUGUACAACUGGCAGGCCACCAAAACCACCGUGCGGGAGCGCUUCACCUUCCUCUUCAACAACGAGGUGCUCAGCGACGUGCACUUCCUGGUGGGCAAAGGGCUGGGCAGCCAGCGGAUACCGGCACACAGGUAACAGCCUCCCCCCCCC
This is a messenger RNA of Pelobates cultripes (western spadefoot toad), 581 nucleotides long. The record is from the annotation of a GenBank genome assembly. NCBI's taxonomy places the organism in Eukaryota, Metazoa, Chordata, Amphibia, Anura, Pelobatidae.